AUGAAAGGUUCAAGGAGUCAAACUGAACAAGUCAGUCCCGUCUCGAAGAAGAGGCCGACAACUUCGCCGGCCCACCAUGCUGCCGUUGUGAAGUCAGAUGCCGUCACUAGGCGAUUAUUGAUUGACGACAUUGAGAAGAAAUUGAAGAAGAGGAUCAUUAGUCAAGAUGCAAUCAGAACUAUGCGUGCUCAGGUUGACGAGUUGGAGAUGCAAUCGAAACAAGUCGACCAGAUCUACGAGGAGAAGCUCAAGGAUUUGUUGGAGAAGAAGAGAAAGCAAGAGAGACAACGGGAACUUCUGGAUGCUCAUGAAACGGCGAUACACUCUGCAGUCCUGCGAGUGAACGGAGUGAUGUCGGUCUUGAAUGAAUUUUCGAGCGACCUCGCAAAGAAGAUCCACAAGCUCAAAAUGACAGUCGAAGAGUUGAAGGAGGAUGAGAGCACUAUCAAGCAUAAUUUUUCUGUGCAAGAUGUCGAAUGGAAUCAUGCUUGCAUGAUGGAGUCUAUACUAAAUGAGGAUAAUCUUUCAAUUGAUUUGAAUGAUCUGAAAGAACAGUGGAAUACUCUGUCGUUCACAACAUAUUCUUCAUGGCUCCCAACUCAGGAGAAGUUGUCAAUCAAGUCAGCUAUUGAGAGUUGUGCUCAGCUGAACGCAAACGAUUUGUUUCAAGAUGAAGUGCAGGAGGUUCGCAAGAUGACAUUUCCAGAGCUGAACUUUGUACAGAACAAGUUCCAUGCAGCCAAGUCUGUAGCAAAAGACCAAGUGCAGAAAAGUUACUUGCAGACUCCAAAAUUGCGGCCAAAAUCUGCCAGACUAGAGAAACCACAGGAUGAAGGUCCGGACUCGGGGAGUCAAAGCAAAGUCAAGAAGAUUAAGAGUUCAGCAUCAAUUUCGAAGCGUGCGAUCUCCAGCUCAAAAACUGGAUCCAAUCGGAGUAAAAUAUCUGGUGAACAAGAGCCCAACUCAGCAGAUGUUAAGCAACCACAGAUCAAAGAUACCAAUCAAAGCAGGAGCUCGAAGAGGCCAGAGAAGAAAUUAAGUGAUGUAUUGCCUACGAAGAGCAAAUCAACCAGCAAGGUGCUAGUGCCUCCUCGUCCAAAAACGGUCAAUGAGAAAUCGGGAAAGAGCUUGGCUGUCAAGGACCAAGGAGCCCCGGUAAAGACAAAGCUUGUGAAGGAGAAAGAGCAAGAGGUCAAGAGCAAGGCAGCUGACGAGGAGAGCAACUCCAAUGUCCAACUGGAGACCCAGCUGAAGUCCGAAACUCUUUCACAACCUGCGAAGUUGCGCACAGAGCCCUCAAAACCGUCUGCUGUUGAAGAGAAACCUAAAGACAACGUUCAGCAAGAGAGCUCAUCCCAGCAGGGAAAGCAAAGUGUGAAUGUGGAUGAGCAUCGAGAUGAGAUGAGAUCGAAGACUGGAGAGCAGGAGGGCAAGUCUAGCACAGACUCUCACAAGCGUUCUGAAAUGCAUGACAAGCCGUGCUCAGAGCAAAUUCUUCGCGACCGUUCAGAAGAUGCCGAGCAGAAGCCUCACGAACAAGACGCCAGGCGCGAGAUCAAGACUCCGCAGGCGCAAGAAAUGGUGACCGAGAGCAAGAUAGAGCCAAUGUUUGAACGAGAGAUCAAGCCGCAGAAGCAGGAGCAGCAGGAGGCAGUCAAGCCGCAGCAGGAGCAGGAGCAGAAGCAGGAGGUCAAGCCGCAGCAGGAGCAGGAGGAGGUCAAGCUGCAGGAGGAGGCCAAACAGCACGAGCCGCAGCAGCAGCCUGUCAAGCCGCAGCAGCAGGAGGCGGUCCAGCAGCAGCAGCUGGAGCUGGAGGAGGAGGAGGCGGUCAAGCCGCAGGAGCAGAAGCAGGAGGAAGUCAAGCCGCAGCAGCAGCAGGAGAAGGAGGACAUCAAGCCGCAGGAGCAGAAGCAGCUGGAGCAGGAGAUCAAGCAGGACCACCAGCAACAGCAGGACCAGCAGCAGGAAGUCAAGCCGCAGCAGGACCAGCAAGCCGUGGUAGCGCAGUCUCAGAAUGAAACUGCUUCGCAUCCAGCAGACACACCCGAUGCUUCGGUGUCGUCGUCUGAAGGCAAGACAGGAGGAGGAAGCUCUGGGUCAGGAGCAGCGACUUCGACGGUGAGGGGGAGGUCAAGGGAAGGAGGAGGUCUGACGGACUGUAAGCAGAAACCUCGAGCUGGAGGCAGGCAGCUGGAAGAGAGGUCGCUAAGCGGAGGCUUGGCAGGAAUGUUCGGAGGGUCGACCUCGAUGUUUGGGGAGCCAAGUCCAUGGGGCGGGGACUUUGCGCGGAAGCUGGUAGACAAGAAGAAGGGGGGAGGAGGGGGGCCGUUCUUGAAGAUGAAGGAGUCAUUCAGCUUCUCGACGUCGAGGAAGCCAGGAGAGGAGGCGAAGCUUCCCUUGCACAUGCGGAUCAACUCGCAUCGCAUCGCCGGGAAGCCUCCUCCAGAUCAGGUGGCGAGGUCAAGCCCAAGUCCAGCUGGGCAAGGGGGGGCAGGGGUGGCUUUUGAUUCUCCCUCUGCGAAGGCUGGCUUGAAGGGGUUCGCUCAGGACGAGGGCAGAACACCUGUAGGGGAGACAAUGGACGCUGUCGUCCAUACAGAAGGGUUGGAGGUCGAUUCCCAGGAAGAGAAUGUUGCAAAGUCAGAGUCACGGGAAGAUCAACAGAACGUGGCUGGCGAGCAUAAUGCCAAGGAUUCGGAACAGGAGAAAAAAGCGAAUCUUCACGAUGAUCCGAUGAAAGAAACCAUUAUUAAGUCUCCUUUAGAAGCGGAAAGAAGUAAGCCUGGCGAUCAAAAUGUACAGGCAGCUGUAGAGGCUCAAGAACACGAAUCCAAAACAGCACAGCAUAGUGAUAAUCUAGCAAUCAGGCCUCAAUAUCAAGAGGAGGUCAAACCGCACGAGCCACAGCAGAAGGAGGAGGAGCAGGAGAUCAAGCCGCAGGAGCACAAGGAGGAGGAAGUCAAGCCGCAGGAGCAGCAGGAGCAGGAUGUCAAACUGCAGAAGACGAAGCAGCAGCCGCAGGAGCAGGAGGAGGCGGUCAAGCCGCAGGAGGAGGAGGAGAUCAAACAGCACGAGCAGAAGCAGGUGGUGGAGGAGGACAUCAAGCCGCAGCAGCAGAAGCAGGAGGAAGCGGUCAAGCCGCAGCAGCAGAAGCAGGAGGCAGUCAAGCCGCUAGAGGAGGAGCAAGAGAUCAAGCCGCAGAAGCAGGAGAAGGAGGUCAGACAGCAGCAGCAGGAGCAGCAGGAGGCAGUCAAGCCGCAGGAGCAGGAUCAGGAGAAGGAGGUCAAGCAGCAGCAGGAGGUCAAGCCGCAGCAGGAGCAGGAGGAGGUCAAGCUGCAGGAGGAGGCCAAACAGCACGAGCCGCAGCAGCAGCCUGUCAAGCCGCAGCAGCAGGAGGCGGUCCAGCAGCAGCAGCUGGAGCUGGAGGAGGAGGAGGCGGUCAAGCCGCAGGAGCAGAAGCAGGAGGAAGUCAAGCCGCAGCAGCAGCAGGAGAAGGAGGACAUCAAGCCGCAGGAGCAGAAGCAGCUGGAGCAGGAGAUCAAGCAGGACCACCAGCAACAGCAGGACCAGCAGCAGGAAGUCAAGCCGCAGCAGGACCAGCAAGCCGUGGUAGCGCAGUCUCAGAAUGAAACUGCUUCGCAUCCAGCAGACACACCCGAUGCUUCGGUGUCGUCGUCUGAAGGCAAGACAGGAGGAGGAAGCUCUGGGUCAGGAGCAGCGACUUCGACGGUGAGGGGGAGGUCAAGGGAAGGAGGAGGUCUGACGGACUGUAAGCAGAAACCUCGAGCUGGAGGCAGGCAGCUGGAAGAGAGGUCGCUAAGCGGAGGCUUGGCAGGAAUGUUCGGAGGGUCGACCUCGAUGUUUGGGGAGCCAAGUCCAUGGGGCGGGGACUUUGCGCGGAAGCUGGUAGACAAGAAGAAGGGGGGAGGAGGGGGGCCGUUCUUGAAGAUGAAGGAGUCAUUCGGCUUCUCGACGUCGAGGAAGCCAGGAGAGGAGGCGAAGCUUCCCUUGCACAUGCGGAUCAACUCGCAUCGCAUCGCCGGGAAGCCUCCUCCAGAUCAGGUGGCGAGGUCAAGCCCAAGUCCAGCUGGGCAAGGGGGGCCAGGGGGGGCAUCAGAAGCUUCGGUAGAAAAACCAAACCAAAAUGAAGCAAAGUCGGUGGAGAAUGAUAGAACCAAUCUGAUGGAGAAGGUGGAUGCCAAGCUUCAAAGUGAGGAGACUGUGGACAAAAGUAUGAGCAAGGAAGCCCCCGGGGAUAACGGCGAGGAGGCUGGGAAGGACAAGGGCGAGGAGGCUGUCAAGGACAAGGGCGAGGAGGCUGGGAAGGACAAGGGCGAGGAGGCUGGGAAGGACAAGGGCGAGGAGGCUGGGAAGGACAAGGGCGAGGAGGCUGUCAAGGACAAGGGCGAGGAGGCUGUCAAGGACAAGGGCGAGGAGGCUGUCAAGGACAAGGGCGAGGAGGCUGUCAAGGACAAGGGCGAGGAGGCUGGGAAGGACAAGGGCGAGGAGGCUGGGAAGGACAAGGGCGAGGAGGCUGUCAAGGACAAGGGCGAGGAGGCUGUCAAGGACAAGGGCGAGGAGGCUGUCAAGGACAAGGGCGAGGAGGCUGUCAAGGACAAGGGCGAGGAGGCUGGCAAGGACAAGGGCGAGGAGGCUGUCAAGGGACAAGGGGCGAGGAGGCUUGGGAAGGAUAAGGGCGAGGAGGCUGUCAAGGACAAGGGCGAGGAGGCUGUCAAGGGACAAAGGGCGAGGAGGGCUGAGGGCUUGGGAAAGGACAAGGGCGAGGAGGCUGGGAAGGACAAGGGCGAGGAGGCUGGGAAGGACAAGGGCGAGGAGGCUGGGAAGGACAAGGGCGAGGAGGCUGGGAAGGACAAGGGCGAGGAGGCUGUGAAGGACAAGGGCGAGGAGGCUGUCAAGGACAAGGGCGAGGAGGCUGUCAAGGACAAGGGCGAGGAGGCUGGGAAGGACAAGGGCGAGGAGGCUGUCAAGGACAAGGGCGAGGAGGCUGUCAAGGACAAGGGCGAGGAGGCUGUCAAGGACAAGGGCGAGGAGGCUGGGAAGGAUAAGGGCGAGGAGGCUGUCAAGGACAAGGGCGAGGAGGCUGGGAAGGACAAGGGCGAGGAGGCUGUCAAGGACAAGGGCGAGGAGGCUGUCAAGGAUAAGGGCGAGGAGGCUGUCAAGGACAAGGGCGAGGAGGCUGUCAAGGACAAGGGCGAGGAGGCUGGGAAGGACAAGGGCGAGGAGGCUGUCAAGGACAAGGGCGAGGAGGCUGGGAAGGACAAGGGCGAGGAGGCUGGGAAGGACAAGGGCGAGGAGGCUGGGAAGGACAAGGGCCAGGAGGUUGUCAAGGACAAGGGCGAGGAGGCUGGGAAGGACAAGGGCGAGGAGGCUGGGAAGGACAAGGGCGAGGAGGCUGGGAAGGACAAGGGCGAGGAGGCUGGGAAGGUUAAGGGCGAGGAGGAUGGGACGGUUAAUGAGCACCAGCAGCAGACCGAUUGCAAGCACGGGAGCGACGGGGAAAGUAAUAAGAUGGCAACCCAGCACUCGGGUGAUAAUUUGUUUCUUCCCCUGAUGCAUCUCAACGGGUCGAGCUCUCUUCAUCUCGUGCGCAAGGUGCUUCUUCUGACGCUGAUGCACAGUUAA
This is a messenger RNA of Guillardia theta CCMP2712, 5643 nucleotides long. RefSeq lists its product as hypothetical. Bases 1 to 5643 code for a protein of 1880 amino acids. NCBI's taxonomy places the organism in Eukaryota, Cryptophyceae, Pyrenomonadales, Geminigeraceae. The transcript is spliced from 18 exons. The record is from RefSeq and is a predicted model, not a curated record.